Messenger RNA from Clunio marinus, 264 nucleotides. The record is from the annotation of a GenBank genome assembly. NCBI's taxonomy places the organism in Eukaryota, Metazoa, Arthropoda, Insecta, Diptera, Chironomidae.
AUGGCAUCCACUCUUGUGGCAUCUCCGCAACAGCAUCCAUUAUCAUAUCAAAUUGCGUAUUUGCUUUGGGAAAUUGAUUGCAAACAGUUUUUGAAACAACAUGAAAGUUCGAGUAAGUCUCUUAGCUCUUAUAGAAACUUUACUUCUUUAAUAGCUAUAAAUCUCUGUUAUGAUGAUACAUUUCCCCCGCACUCUCACCCUCUUAGCAGAUUGUGGGGCGAGAAAACAACGAAACUUUCAAUGCUAACAUUCACAAAAGGGUGA